UAGCUUGUUCGACAGUUACAGUUAGUCACAAGAAGGCAAAAGGAGGUCAUCGGUCUUCACUUCUUCACGGACGUUCAAGUUCACGGUCGCAUCACAUCGCUAUACACUCGUAUUUCGGUAUAUUUGAAGCCUGAGAUAAAAAAAAAUGUUAUUUUUAAUUGUGUCAAUGAUAGUGAUGCCAGGAGUACUACCUGCUAGAUUUGUACCGAAAUGGAAGAAACAGCCCGUUUUCAAACCCAAACAGGGUAGCAACGAGAAGUUAUCCCUAGUUAAUCUGUUUUUUCUUGUGACACGGCAUGAUGCCGUUUCCGGUGAACCAGCAGACAUAUUACUAUUGAAAGAGAGAAACGAAGAUCCAAAGAUGAUUUUCUCAGGUUUCUCGACACCAACUGUCUCUAAUUAUAUUGCUGUCAAGUCCAUGAAAAGAGAGUUACUCAACGACAUUAUAUUUGGUUCAUUUCCCCAAUCUCAUAAUCUUCCACCAGCAGACCCUAUGUUCCUGUACAAGAGCAGUAUCAAAGUUGUCCAUAACCUUUGUAUGGACCGCUGGAGCCAGAAAAUGCGUUCCAUUUGUGGACCAGAUUGUCAUAGUACGCGGGGAUACUGUGAAGCCCCUGGUGAGUGCCAGUGCCGUAUAGGAUGGUCGGGAAGGACAUGCAAGGAGUGCCAGGUCUUGCCAGGAUGCGUUCAUGGAUACUGUGAUAAACCCCUUGAGUGCAAGUGUCAUCCAGGAUAUACAGGAAUCUUAUGUCAAACUCCUAUCUGUAAGGCGUCAUGUCACAAAGAACGAGGGUAUUGCAGAAAACCAGGAGAAUGUAGAUGCAAAGUUGGAUGGUGGGGUAAGAACUGUGAAAAAUGCUAUCCGUAUCCAGGAUGUGUUCAUGGAACUUGUCGUCGUCCGUGGGAAUGCAACUGCGCCAAAGGUUGGGGAGGAAUGCUUUGCGAUGAAG
Messenger RNA from Leptinotarsa decemlineata (Colorado potato beetle), 950 nucleotides. RefSeq lists its product as uncharacterized. Lineage: Eukaryota; Metazoa; Arthropoda; Insecta; Coleoptera; Chrysomelidae. The record is from RefSeq and is a predicted model, not a curated record. Gene Ontology annotation, cellular component: membrane. Gene Ontology annotation, biological process: cell communication. Gene Ontology annotation, molecular function: calcium ion binding.